AACAGCGAGUGUGUCAAAUACAGAACAAGCAGCAUUUUAUACAGAUAUAUUACUGUUAGCAAGACGUGAGGACAAGUAACGUUCACUGACCUACCUGAAACACUAGACAGCCCUUACCUGUAGCUAACGCCGAGAUGUCUACGUCAUCUGUGUCCAAGGGCUGCUUUGUUUUCAAGCCUAGUGCUAAGAAGAAAAAGAGCCUCAGUUUGGAGGAUCAUUUCAUCAGUGGCUGUGAAGGGGCUGAGAACAGUGAAGAGAGAUUUAAACUUUGUCAGGAGCUGUGGGACAAAAUCAAGACAGACACAGAGGUUUUACAGGAUGAGCUCAACAGGAACAUUUUGGACAGUUUGCUGGACUUCACAAGGAAAUGCUCGACCACUCGCCAACACAGUGACUGGGCGUCUCAGAUGAGGGCCAGUGAGAUUCCCACAGCGGCUCUGGUGCUCGGUGUGAACGUCCCAGAUCACGACAUGACCUUCCAGAGUCUGUCGGAGCUGCUCCAGCAGUCAGUCAGUCCUCAUGUGGCCUCUGUACAGGCCAAAGAGUGUGGAGCAUUGAAGCAUUUGAUGAAGAAGGUCCUGGAGAAGUUUACAGGCUCAGUUGUGACUGUGGAUGAAGAUGAAGAAGAGGAGAGCAGUGGUCAGCUCCACAGGAGCGUGCACUGCUCCCUCAGUACACUCUGUGAUUGGUACAAUGCAAAGACAAGGAAAUCAUCUACUGGUACUCCUGGAAAAAAGCGUAGCUCUCCAGUCAGAGAUGACCCUCAGCAGCCUCCCAUUGUCAUCAUUUUCAAAGACUUCGAGGCUUUCAACCCAAGAGUUCUUCAGGACUUCAUUCUCAUCUGCAGCCGGUACAUUGAACGCCUCCCGCUGAUGUUCAUCUUUGGUAUCGCCACAUCACCCAGCACCAUCCAACACAUGCUGCCCCACUCCGUGUCCUCCCUGCUGUGUAUCGAGCUCUUCCAGUCCCUCUCCUGUACACAGCACCUGGCCACAGUCAUAGACAAGUUGAUCCUGACUCCUAAGUUCCCUUUUAAGCUCAACGGUAAAGUGAUGCAGGUGCUGAUCAGCAUCUUCCUCUACCACGACUUCUCAGUGAGAAACUUCAUCAAGGGCAUCCAGCUGGCCCUACUGGAGCACUUUCACUCCCAGCCUCUCAGUGUCCUGUGCUGUAAGAAGGAGGAGGCUCUGCUUAAUGUGGUGCAGCUCGGCCACCAGGACUUGGAGAGGAUCAGGAACUUGCCGUCAUUCAAGAGGUAUGUAGAGAAGCAGGAAGCUCAGGAACAAGUGAAUCUGGUCACAGAUGACACUCACCUAAAGGAGGUGUGCCAAAAGCUGAUAAAAGACCUCCGCAAAUACCACAAGAAUUAUUAUCCCACCCUGAGGUGCCUCCACACUCUGACCUCAGCGUUACCUCGGUACCCCCUCGGAAAACAGAUCAGAGAGCUCCAUUUAAUAUGUCUGGAGAAGAACGUGUGGGAGAAUGAGGAUUACGAGUCGGCCAUGAAGCUUCUGAAGAUGCUGGCUAAAGAUGAGCUGAUCAGUUUGCUCCAGAGGUGUGCAGAUAUUCUGCAGCCUGCCAAGUCAAAGAAGCUGAAGAGCGCUUGUGUCCAGCUGGAAGACAUGCUCGCCAAAUUUAAGCAGCUGGACACUGCUGAACCCGCCCCCAGUGUGGACGACACGCUCACCUCUCCAGUGAAAGAUCUUCAAAAGAAAACCGACCUGUUCCAGCUGAAGAAGGCACUGCUGGAGAUGAACGAGUCCAGGAGAGCCAAGAAACUGAGUCCGUUCGAGGCUCUGCGGAAAGAAGCUCUUGACUUUUUCGACGGCUUAGUGAAGAGUCACCUGUCCCCCCCAGAGUCUCAGACACUGUAUGAAGUUUGCUACUACACUUCUUCUGCCGCCGUGAGACGCCACCUCAACGCAACACCUCGCACCUCCAUCCAGGCAGCACUCAACUGUCCCUACUAUUACCUUCAGAAUGAGCGUCUAAAGACUGAAGAUGGGUCUGUGUCUAAUGCUGCUCCUGAUAUCUGCAUCGCAUACAAACUCCAUCUGGAGUGUGGCCGGCUGAUUAACCUCUACGACUGGCUGGAAGCCUACUCCACCGUGGUCUCUGCUGCCGAGGGCAACGAUCCAGAGUCUGACAACUUUGGGAAAGUGGAUGAUGUCAAACAUGCUCGUUUCAUCCGGGCCGUGUCCGAGAUGGAGUUUCUGGGCUUCAUCAAGUCCACCAAGCAGAAGACUGACCACGUGGCUCGUCUCACCUGGGGAGGCUGCUGAUCCGGCACCAAAAAAAAGAAACCAGGCACUUCUUUCUCUCUCUGGAGCUGUAGUCUCCUUUAUUAAAUUUGUCAUGAAUUUAUAUUUUGUAAUGUAUUUUCCCCUCAAAUAAAAUAUGCGAGA
Centropristis striata (black sea bass) is the source of this 2405-nucleotide messenger RNA. RefSeq names its product origin recognition complex, subunit 3 (gene orc3). Bases 135 to 2282 code for a protein of 715 amino acids. Gene Ontology annotation, molecular function: DNA replication origin binding. Gene Ontology annotation, cellular component: nuclear origin of replication recognition complex; nuclear pre-replicative complex; DNA replication preinitiation complex. The transcript has 20 exons. Gene Ontology annotation, biological process: DNA replication initiation; DNA replication. The record is from RefSeq and is a predicted model, not a curated record. Lineage: Eukaryota; Metazoa; Chordata; Actinopteri; Perciformes; Serranidae.